Messenger RNA from Ostreococcus lucimarinus CCE9901, 1545 nucleotides. RefSeq lists its product with no specific name. Gene Ontology annotation, biological process: peptidyl-lysine monomethylation. NCBI's taxonomy places the organism in Eukaryota, Viridiplantae, Chlorophyta, Mamiellophyceae, Mamiellales, Bathycoccaceae. Gene Ontology annotation, molecular function: protein-lysine N-methyltransferase activity. The transcript has a single exon. The record is from RefSeq and is a predicted model, not a curated record. The coding region runs from base 1 to 1545 and encodes 514 amino acids.
AUGCCGCGCGCGCGCGACGCGCGCGCGCGCGUACGAGCGCUCUUUCUCGCGUGCGUCGUUCUCGCGACGCGCGGCGCGCGCGCGAGCGACGCGAAAGCCGACGCGCGAGGACGAGCGCUCGCGCUCGAGCGCUGGGCGCGGACGCCGACGCGACGCUGGGACGCGGCGGCGCGAGAGGAAGACGCGACGACGGCCGCGCGCGUGUCGGAAUCGAUUCGAAUCGUCGCGGAGGCGCGAGGCGCGGGUCGAGGCGUGGCGACGACGAGGAACGUGAGCGCGGGGGAGCUCCUGGCGGAGGUGCCGCUGGAGAAGUGCCUGUGCGCGGCGAGCGCGAGGAUGGACGCGCGGCUGUGGCGCGCGAUCGGGGCGAGCGGGGCGAGCGGGGACGCGAUAUUGGCGGCGCACGUGCUGCGGGAGGCGUUCGAUGCGGGAUCGAAGAGCGCGUAUUGGCCGUGGUUGCGGUUGCUGCCGAGAGACGUGGACAGCACGGUGGGGUGGAACGAGGACGAGUUGAGCGAGCUGAGCGGAUCGAACGUCGUGGUGUUCACGCGAGCGAUCAAGGCGCAGUGGAGGAUGGAAUACGACGCGCUCGACGUGCCGACGCUUGGGGAAAAAUUUCCAGACGUCUUCGGGGGCGAGCGCGCGGCGCAUUACACGUUUGACAAGUUUACGUGGGCGCGGUUUAUUAUUUGGUCGCGCGCGAUCGAUUUAUCCACCGAAAGCGCCGAGGCGCCGACGAUUCGCGUGCUGGUACCGUUGUUGGACAUGGCGAACCACGCGCCAGGGGGUAAGUUGCGCCCGGAGUGGGACGCGCGCUCGAACGCGGUCAAGGUGUACGCGGCGAGCGCGUUUCGGGAGCACACGGAAUUAAGGUUCAACUACGACACCAAGCCGUCGCAGUACUUUUUGUUACAAUACGGUUUCAUUCCGGAAACGAAUCCCGCCGAGUGCGUCGAGGCGACGGUGCGCGUGAGCGAUCACGACUCCCUUCGAGACGCCAAAGAGGAGCUCUUACGUCUGCACGGUCUCGAUCCGAAGAAGAGAAACUUCGAAUGGAAACCGCGAAGUAUUGAUUACGACUUGCUCGCGGCGACGCGAGUCAUAACUAUGGACGAGGCAGAAAUGAGCGACGCGACGUCGUUGACGCUCGCCGUCAGUGGCGCCUCGGUGAGCGCCAAGAACGACGCGCGCACGAAAGCCGUACUCCUCAAAUCUUUGGCGAGCUUUUUAGAGUCGUAUACGACGACUCUCGCGGAAGACAACGAAUACGUCGCACGUGUCGAUGACGAAUCGAACGAUGAGCCGCUUCCAGGAAAGCGAAAGCGCUUCGCCGUGUUGCUGCGCAUGCGCGAAAAGCAAAUCUUGCUCGCAUCCGCGGACGCCUUGUUCAAGGAAUUACCAGACGAAGAUCAAGAGCUCGUGAAGUCGACGUGCGAAGAGAUCUUCAUGAAUGAAUUCGACGCGUGCAUGACGCGCGCGAACGGGACGGUGUUCGCGUCGUACGAGAAAAAAACCGAGGAGGAGAGGGUGGAUGAAUCAUCGUAA